AUGCCUAGUGAGCAUAACUCUCAGCAACAGCGAAAAACUAAGGCCAAAGUCCCGAAGCCACCGCGAGGUUCUGGCCUCAAUCCAUCAGGCGAACUGGCAACUGACCAACUCUAUAUCCCCACUGAACAGCCACAGAUGUCCUCUUUUGACUUCGACGCCCAUGCGGCCCCUGGAGGUUGGCAGGGCAGUAACAACGAUAGUGCACUUCCCACUCCAAUGCCAAGUAGCAGCUCCCUGCAUAGCUGGAGCAUGCAGGGCGCCAACACCGAUAGUCACUUAUCUUACGGCCAUUCCUAUGACACUUCGUCUUUGGAGCACGCCAGCACCGACUUCGAUGAUGAUCACCCCCCUUACAACUCCAACCCUCAAUUUUACGACACUGCGUCCAUGGAAGCGCCCUCCCAGGGCGCUUACCCACCUCAAGGAUCCUCUCAAGGCACUGCCGCCAGCACAAGUGCAACUGAUGCGACGCCCAUACAACAAGGCGAAAUUCCAUGCAUGGAUGUGAUGCAUACGGCGGGCCCAGCAAGGGAGCCAAAGCAGCGAGGCCAACAACGAGCUAUGCCGCCUACGCCACACUUGAUCCCCUACCCAGCCACGCACCCACAAGGCGCUUCCGAAUCUGCUCCCACAGCCUCAGCCUCAGCCUCAGCCUCCACCUCGCAACCUAUGUCCUCAACAUCUGACCUCAUCCAACUAACAGACAACAUCAUCGGCCAGACCAUGAAAAUGGCAACACGGCUGGUCACGCGCGAGCUAUUCGAGGAGCAAGCAAUGGCGAUCAACAAAGCCGCCAAGAAGAUAAUGCUGAAUCGAGUCAUCCGGGACUCCAUCCCACGUUGUUUUGGACCUAACACAACAUUUCAGGAAUUCAUUACUAACAAACAUCGCAAAGAAGUCGCGAAUGCGCUGUCAUCCACGUGCGGGAAGCUCAUUGAAUUCGCGCGGGACGGCGUCUUCCACGCGUACAGACUUUUCCCUCCGCGGUACAGUAACGCGCCUGCUGUCAUCUUUCGCAAAUACAUGAUCAAAAAGAUCAUGCGUGAUGCAGACAGACUCGUUUUCAUGCAUAUCUACACUUUUGACCAAAAUGGACGUGUCGAAAUCAAGGCAAAGUUUCAAAACUUCUUCAUCAUGGCCAACGUGAUCUGCUUCACUUGGUCUCACUUACGCCACGAGUUUCUCGGCGAGACGGAAGAAGAACAGCUCAAAUGUUUGAAGGUGAUCUGGGCGCUCGCCGGCGCAGCGACGUUCUGCGGCCUAGACGAGCAGUUUGAGGAUGAGUUGAAGGUUGAGUCUUUUGGGGGGAUGGUCGUCAAUCGUAAAUUCCUUUCUAUUCUAGCCGCCAUCAACAACCUCACUGGGGACGAGCGAGUAGAAUUCAACGACUUUUUAUGGUACGUGUUGGUAGUUGGAGCCUCACAAGUGGGCUCGUAA
Messenger RNA from Suillus fuscotomentosus, 1437 nucleotides. RefSeq lists its product as uncharacterized. NCBI's taxonomy places the organism in Eukaryota, Fungi, Basidiomycota, Agaricomycetes, Boletales, Suillaceae. The coding region runs from base 1 to 1437 and encodes 478 amino acids. The record is from RefSeq and is a predicted model, not a curated record. The transcript is spliced from 5 exons.